Messenger RNA from Canariomyces notabilis, 1724 nucleotides. RefSeq lists its product as uncharacterized. Lineage: Eukaryota; Fungi; Ascomycota; Sordariomycetes; Sordariales; Chaetomiaceae. Gene Ontology annotation, molecular function: acyltransferase activity, transferring groups other than amino-acyl groups. The record is from RefSeq and is a predicted model, not a curated record. The coding region runs from base 418 to 1554 and encodes 378 amino acids. The transcript has a single exon.
AACUCUUCAAGUGCGGCAACGCCGUAGAUGCUCUCAAGUCCGUCCGGAAUCCGAUACACAGCAGCAACGGACUCAGAAGCAGCCAUGCCGCGCCAGGACGUGUACCAUCUCCGGCCCCUAGGCUGGGAAAACGACCCAGACGAGGAGCGGUUCAAGGUGUCGACCCUUGAUUACUUGACAGCUUGCACCUACAACAACUACGCCCUUUUUUUCCGGCUUGAUGACGCGGAGAAGCAGAAGGCUGCGUCCAUCUUGAAGGACGGCCUCGAGAGGACACUCAGUCAGGCACGCCAUUAUGUGGGCACUAUCGAGAGAGAUCCUGAGGGCGGGCACUCGUUUGUCAAGAAAAAGGACAGCACGGUGCGCUUCAUUGUGCAGUGGCUCGACGCACCCGAGGACAGCGACAAGUACCCGUCCAUGGAAGACAUCGAACGGACCAACUACAGCGCCGUGACGCUGGGCGAUCUCGAUACGUGGAGUGUGCCGCCCAUGACAUACGGCGAGAAGGCCGAGGCGCAUCCCGAUAACAGGCCCGUCGUGUCCGCCUUCAAGGCCAACUUUGUCCGCGGCGGUCUCGUCUUCAACAUGCACCAUCACCACUACGCCAACGACGUCAUGGGCUGGUCCGGCUUUACCCACCAGUUGGCAGAGAAUUGCUACGCCGCCGUCCACAAGACCCCUUUCCCCGUCUGGGACCCGGCCUGCCUGGACCUCUCAUGGUUUACCAGAAAGCAGGUGCCCCACGAGAACCAGGUGGACGGCCCUCCACCACCCGAGCGGCAUCCCGACCACCAGGUAGGCCAGUCGCUGCUCUUCCACCUGCCCAAAAGCAAGGCCGCCGAGCUGAAGCGGUUGGCCACGCCGUCAGACGGGUCGUGGAUCUCAAGCUACGACGCAUUCUCAGCAUACAUCUGGCGUACCCUGACCCGACUACGUGCGCCCAUCUUCAACCCAGACCCCUCAUCGCACCUCUUCUGGGCCGAGGCCGUCGACAUGCGACGGCGCAUGCACAGUCCCUCCGUACCCCGACGCAUCCAGCACAACGUCAUGUUCGCGGCCACAUCAAGCAGCGUCGCUACCGGGUUGGCGGGAGUACCGCAGUUGACCGUCGACGAGGUCGCUCACUCCGCGCCACUCUCCAAGCUCGCCGCGUACAUCCGCCGGCUGACCAACAGCGUCACGCAAGAGGAUCUGGACAAGACGCUCGACAUGGUCGCGGCCGUGCGCGACAAGACCAGCCUCAACAUCCGCGUCGACUCGUACCCGCCCAUGUCGGUCCUGCAGACGGACCACCGCGAUGCAAACAUUGUGGCGGCUGAUUUUGGGUUUGCGAGGCCGGAGACGUACCGGCACCUGCUGGAUCGAGUUACGGAGGGUGUUAUUAUUAUAUACCCGCCCCGGAGCAAUGAUCCGGUUUCGGAUGAGGGGCCGGAGUUUGCCAUUUCCUAUGAGAAGCGUCUCGCGCAGGAGCUGAUUGAUGAUGUUGAGUUCAAGUGGUAUUUUGAGUUUAGGGGUGUAGAUGCUGAGGAUGCUGGGAAGAUUGCCCGGAAUUAAUCUGUUCCAAGAUAUCUCAGUAGCCUAGUAGGUAAUGACAGGAAACUGUCUGUGUUUCCCGUUCAUAUUCGUCUGGUGGCUUAGGGGUGAUGUACGGAGAGGAGCAUCCAACAAUGUAAACAAAGCCCCUGACUCAGGGGCUUCGGAUCAAUAUAUCUAGUGUAUGGCAC